AUGCUCUGUGAGAAAGGAGAAGAUGUGGCUGGAGACGGGGGCCAUGCAGAGGGAGGGCAGCACUCUUCCUGGACUAACAGCCUUGUUGUAGUUCCUGGAGAUGAGCCCAACAUAGCAUCACACAAGCAUGGGAAUGAGGGCAAGGCUUGUGCUGCCCAGGAAGAGCCUCGACGCAAAUUCCCCCACAGCGCCCGGGGGCGGCGCCGCCAUUACCGGGGCCCCGCCCCUGAGCAGGCCGGGGCGCGUGCGCCGUGCGCGCGGCGCCUGCGCGCGGGCGGUGCGGCGGAGGCGUGGGAGCGGCGCGCUCGCUCGGGGACCGGCCGGGCCGGGCCGGGCACCGCCGCCCUGCAGGGCAGCCCCGCCGCCGCUCCCGCCUCCUCCGCCUCUUCCUCCUCCUCCUCGUCGCCGCCGCAGCAGCAGCAGCUGACGCUGCUCGUGAUGCAGCCCGGCGGCGGCGAGGAGGCGGCGGCCGGGGCGGCGGGGGUGGUGCUGCAGCCGAGCGCCGACCAGCAGCUGCCGCCCUCCGCUAGCGGCGGCCUCAUGGUGUUCUACGAGCUGGGGCCCCCCGGCGAGAUCGAGGUGGGGGAGGAGGAGGUGGAGGUGGAGGCGGCGGGCGGCGAGAGCACGGCCAGCCUGGAGGAGCUGGAGGAGGAGGAGGCGGCGGCGCCGGGGGCUGCGGGCGGCGAGGCGGCGGCGGGCGGCGAGUGCAAGAGCUGCACGUACGAGGGCUGCAGCGAGACCACCACGCAGGUGGUGAAGCAGCGCAAGCCCUGGAUGUGCAAGCGGCACCGCAACAAGAUCUACAAGGACAAGUACAAGCGCAAGAAGAGCGACCAGGCCCUGGGGGGCGGCGGGGCGGCGGCCGCGGGGGGCGGCCCGCGGGCCGAGGAUAGUGCUGAAGGUUCAGUGUCUGUCACAAAACAGAGAACAGGAUCCAUUGGGGAUCGCCCAGCAAGACCUACUCUUUUAGAACAAGUAUUGAAUAAGAAGAGGCUGUCCCUACUCAGAAGCCCAGAAGUAGUGCAGUUUCUACAGAAACAACAGCAACUGUUAAGUCAACAAGCUUUGGAACAAAGGCAGCAACAGUUUCAAGGAGCACCUGGGUAAUGAGGAAAGAUCAAUGAUCUGCAGAUGAGUCUGGUGCUGAAGGAGGGACAGGAUCUGUAUUUUGUAUAAAUACAAAGAAUCUCAGUGUUUAAACAAAAAUGGAAGUUGCUGUUGUUAUGUAUUUGUUUCCUGUUUGCACUUUUUUGAGGUUUUGAGCUGCUUGGGUGUCUGCAGACUUGUGAGCAAACCAUAGAAUGGUCUGGAUUGUGUUACAGAAACUUCUCAGUCUGACCAUUCACAGGACUCUCUGACAGUCACUCUCCCAGUGCCAGAGACUUCAACUUCUGGGGCCAAAGCUCCUUCAGUGCAGGCAGCUCCAGUGAUCUGACUGGUGCCCCCCCUGACUCCCUGCACACCUGGCUUGCAGUCAGACCAGGUUUCCUUACUGGUUUGACCCCAGGGCUUGAGAACCUUGUUCCAUAAAGCAAUUUAUUAACAGUGUAAUAACACAGAAACAGCCUGGGCUGGUGCCUCCAAGGAGGGAUCCCAGACAAAGGAACUCCUGGGCUUUUAUACCAUCACGGUGUAAGGCUCUUCCUCCUGAAUCUUCCCUUCUGAGUCUUCCAUUCCUGCCACAUCCCUGUGUCCAUCCACCUGGCUGGCCGCUCACCUUCAUGCCUUUUGUUAUACAAAGUGUUGGCAGUUCACUGCCUCCUGUCAUUGCUCCCACCCAGAGCUCAAUUUGCAUCUCAAUCUGCAUCUAUAACUGCAGCUUAUAAAUCAACUACCUGCACCAGAUGUGUUCCUCAACAGUUGGAAGGGACUUUGAAAGGUCAUCAAGUUCCAACUCCCCUGCUGUGGACAGGGAUACCUUUCAUAAGACCAGGUUACUUAGAGCUCUGUCCAGCCUGGCCUUGAACACUUCCCAGGGAGGGGGUAUACAUACCUAGAUUCUCUGAGCAACCUGUUCCAGUGCCUGACGACCCUCACAGUAAAGAAUUUCUUCCUAAUAUCUAAUCUAAAUCUACUCUUAGUGUGAACCCUUAUUCCCUUACUCUGUCCCUACAUGUCUUUCUAAAAAGUCCCUCUCCCAUCUUUUCUGUAGGCUCACUUCAAGUAUGAAGCCACUGCUUUUCUAGGCUGGACAAUCCCAAUUCGCUCAGCCUUUCCUCAUAGGAGAGGUCUUCCGUCCCUCUAAUCAGCUUGUGACCCAUCUCUGGAUUUGCUGUAACAGGUGGAUGUCCUUCCUAUGUUGUGGGUUCCAGAACUGGAUGCAGUCCACCAGAUGGCAUUUUUUCCAGAGCAGAGGGGCUGUGAUGGGUUGACUUUGGCUGGACAUACAGAUUUAUAAAUUUUCAUUAGUGCCAUCCCCUGUCCUUUCACAGAUAGGUGUUAUUUUCCUAUCUCAAGAGCAUCCUCCACCCCUUCAGAUGUCCAACAACUUACAACACAGAUUGCUUUCCCCCCAGGGUCAAAUCUCCAUGGAGCACAUACCUGUCUCCUCAUCCUUCUGCGUUACUCACCAAGUACACCCAGGUAUUUGAGCAAAGACAAUCACAUAAAUGGGUUUGCCUUUUCCUAUAGGGAGAGAAAUCCACCCCGGUGUUCCUAGUCACUUCCCAUGUAUAGUAUGGGAACCUUAUCUCCUCCCCCAGGGUGUAGGGGUUUUGUUUGGACAGUACCAGGGAGGUUUGCAGAACUGGUGUUAACCAGCCAAAUGGCUUCUGUUAAAUUUACAUCCCAAUCCUUCCAUGCCCCAUUACCUAACACUUAACACAGUCUUCAGCAGGCUGAUUGUGUUAUACCACACAACCCCUUAUCUUAUGGGUGAUAAGGGAUGUGAUGUCCGCUCAAUGCCAUGGUUUUUUGCCCAAGAGUUUAUUAGGCUGUUUUGAAAAGCAGUCCCAUUGUCUGAUUCAAUUCUUGCUUGGUACCAUAUUGCCACAAAAUGUGUCUCUCAAGAUCUGAGAUGGUGUCUUGAACAGUGGCAGUGGUUUGCAGGGUAUGUUGCCAGCCUUCCAGUUGUUACCAUGGUGAGUAUGUACCAUAUGUUUGGUGUGUUUAUGGCAAUGGUCCAGUUUGCCAGGCCUCACCAUACGGGAAACCCAGCUGCUGCUCUCUAUUCCAGGGAAAGUUUACUUCAGUGGCUUGGUUGAUUGCAGCACAUGCUUCUCAUUCAUGAAUGAUCUGUACAAUGGCCUCCAUGGUCAGGUCAGUCCCUCAGUGAUGAGCACAUCUGUUUGUUGCAGCUGAUGUUUCAUGGCCCCAUCAGGUUACAAAUGGCUCACCCUUCCACUCCCACUCCAAGUGUACCUAAGUUAAUUCAGUUUUGGCAGCCUUAUCUACCUGUUCUUCAGUGGAGUGGGUUUUGGGCAUGUGAACAUCUCCCUGAUACACAUUUCCAGUCAAGUUUUCGACCUGUGCACUGAUGUCCUGCCCCAGUGCAGGUGCAGUCCAGCCCAGAUGGGUUUAUCUUUGCACUGCCAAUUGGUCCUCUUCCAUUUUUGCAGCCCCCUCCAUAGGUCAUUAGCCACCAUCCAGGAGUCAGGAUAGAGACAGAGGCAAGUCACUUUUCUCAUUCAGCAAUCUCUCUGGCUAGUUCAGAUGGCUUUCACCUCUGCAAACUGGCUUGACUUGCCUUCUCCUUCAGCAGCCUCAAUGACUUGUUCACCUCUGAUGGUUUCCUGCCACACAACAGGAUUCAUCACUAAAUAGGGCAUAGCCUCUUUCACCUUCUGGUAACUGGUUGUGUGUGGGUGCUUCUUGUGCACAAGUCUUAUCUGCAGUGCUCUAAAAUCUUUGCCUUUUGGCCAGUCCAUGAUUUUUUCCAGAAUUCCCAGUUGAGCUCGUGUAAUCAAUGCUACCCUCUUACUCCAUGUAGCACUGGCUGCGUGAUCUGUUAUGGGGAUGUUUCCUUUGACAUCUGGAGAAGUCUUUUCCAAUUAUUCUUAAACCUUAACUUUAAUAUUUUUUAAUAUUUAAUUUGUUAAUAAAAACUUGUUUAUGGUAGCAGUGUUUAGCUGUACACCCUUUUCUACCAAAAUUAUAAUAAAUUAACAUUUUUCUAUAUAAACAUUUACAGUUAAGUCAGUCUUUGAUGACAAUCAUUGAUGGAAGUCAGUUACUUUCUGGGGGCACUGUGAAACAAAGUUCUGAAGCUGAGUCAGUCCAGUGGCAUUAGCUAACAGCAAUUGCUCAGGGAUAUGAGAGAUUUAUGUCCUGUAGAAUCUUUCACUAAAGGCAAAGACAAUAUGCCAUCAAGAAGUCAAUCCAGCAGUUCAGAAAAGUACAACUAGGUGAUCUCUAUUACCUGCAAAUUAAGUAGGUUUGAAAUGCUACAUUGUGCAUAGCAUGUAAAAGAAUUUGCACUUAAAAGUUCCUAAAAUGAUAAAUGGCAAAAAACUUAAAAAAGUAUCAGGUGAAAAGUAUGAAACUGAGAGUUGGACCUUGUUACAUGGAGUUAUUUGAAAUUACUAACUUCUUAUAUGUGAAAUAUAACUUAAUUACAGUUUAGAAUACCACUAAUUUUUAAGUGACUAAAUUAAAUUAUAAAGUUUUUAACUCAUAAUAGUAAAUAAUUCAAAAUCUAGUCUCUUUCUUCUCAAAAAGGUAUAGUUAAAAGUCUUUUAUUAAGACAACAGAUCUCUAAUCAGCUGCAGUGCUUGACUUCACAGGUUUUCAACCAAUUAAAAUGAACUUGCAACUAAUUGAGUUAAGAAUCCAAACACUAUAUUAUGUAAAUGUUAAAUUCCGUGUUUUAUUUAUAAAAAUUGUUUUGUAUUAAGCCACAUUUCUGAAUAGAGGUUAUCCAAAUGGGUUAGGUGCUUAUUAUCAAGUACUACUUUUAUAUUGCAGCAGUUUGAUCCACUAAAUAAUAUCUCUUCAGCAGUA
Molecule: messenger RNA, 4938 nt
Organism: Zonotrichia leucophrys gambelii
Lineage: Eukaryota; Metazoa; Chordata; Aves; Passeriformes; Passerellidae
Gene: RFXAP
Product: regulatory factor X associated protein
Exons: 5
Coding region: 1-1107 (368 amino acids)
Biological process (GO): regulation of transcription by RNA polymerase II
Cellular component (GO): nucleus
Source: RefSeq, a predicted model, not a curated record